AUGCCUUUGACACAGGAAACUGAUCCCGCAAAGGACGAGAAAAAUAUUGAUGCUCCAGUGGAAACCUCAAGUUCUUCGGAUUCAAAAGCCGAGAAAAAGGAAGACGAUGCCGCUGCCAAAGCACUUGCGCGAAAUGAAAAAUUCAAAGCACUUCGGGCCAGAGCGAAAUCUGGCACAGAACGUAACAUGAAAGAAACCGCAGCAGAAACUCGACGCCUCGCUACUGACCCGAGCGUCCUUCAUUCGCUGUCCCGAAAACACGCAUUUGCCUCCCAUAACCUGCUCAAGGCCGAUACUGAAGCAGCAGGAGAAGAUUUCGAACGCAAGCGAGCAUGGGACUGGACGGUUGAAGAAUCUGAGAAAUGGGACCGUCGUAUGGAGAAAAAGCAAAGGCAUCGAGAUGACGUGGCCUUCCAAGAUUAUACACAGGAUGCUAGAAAGGUGUAUAAACGACAGAUGCGACAGCUGCCCGCAAACUUGGAGGCAUAUGAAAAAGAGAAGUUGGCUGCCAUUGAGAAGGCCGCAGCCAGUGGUGAUCUUGAGAUUGUCGAAACGGAAGACGGAGAGAUGAUUGCAAUCGACAAGAAUGGAACCUUUUACUCCACCGCCGACAGCGUGGGCUUUACAGAGAGCAAGCCAGAUCGUGCUGCCGUAGACAGAUUGGUCGCCGAUAUUCAGAAGGCCGAGGAGGUGCGCCUGAAGAAACGCAAGGAACGUCGCGGUGAUGAUGAUGCCGAUGUGACAUACAUCAAUGACAAGAACAAGCAGUUCAACCAGAAGCUGGCGCGCUUCUACAACAAGUACACGACUGAAAUCCGUGACAGCUUUGAACGCGGUACCAUGAUUUAA
Messenger RNA from Penicillium taxi, 849 nucleotides. RefSeq names its product pre-mRNA-splicing factor SYF2. The coding region runs from base 1 to 849 and encodes 282 amino acids. NCBI's taxonomy places the organism in Eukaryota, Fungi, Ascomycota, Eurotiomycetes, Eurotiales, Aspergillaceae. The record is from RefSeq and is a predicted model, not a curated record. Gene Ontology annotation, cellular component: catalytic step 2 spliceosome; post-mRNA release spliceosomal complex; Prp19 complex. The transcript is spliced from 3 exons.